UGCACACCAUGGCUUACCGCUGAGUCUAACUGCUCUGCAAUGGGCUCCCAGUUGGUGACUGUGCACAACCAAGAAGAAAAUGUUUACGUUCAGCAUCGACAUAACGGAGAAAGAUCUUGGAUUGGACUCAAUGAUCGGAGCGUGGAAGGAUCAUUUGUUUGGACAAAUAAAGAAUUAAGCAAAUUUAGAUUCUGGGCUCCCCAACAACCAAAUGACUGGAACAACCAAGACUGCGUGCACACUCUUGGUGCAAAGCAUGAGUACACUUGGAAUGACGUGCCAUGCAAGAAUUGCUUCAAUUUUACGUGCUUUACAGACUUUGACGAAUGCAAGACACACACUGACAACUGUGCAGACAACGCAGAUUGUACGAAUACCGCGGGGUCGUACAUCUGUACCUGUAGAGCUGGGUAUUCUGGUGAUGGAAGAACAUGCAACGAUAUAGACGAAUGUUCCACAAACUCCCACAGCUGUGACGCCAGCGCUAUUUGCACUAAUAGUCAAGGGUUCCAUAGCUGCGCAUGUAAAGUUGGGUAUUCGGGGAAUGGAAAAACUUGUGUUGACAUCGAUGAAUGUACCAGUGGUGUUCAUGGCUGCCACCGCUUUGCGUCAUGUAUCAAUAGUGCAGGGUCUUACAGCUGUUCCUGUAACAGGUAUUACACAGGAGAUGGAAAAACGUGCAGGCUCUCGGCAUCAGAAUGUCAAAACUACCAAAGUCUGAAUGGCGGGGACAGGCAUAUAUCUUACGGAAAUACUCAUACAUAUUGUGACAGUGGACUCUCUGGCUGGUUCCGUUUUGAAGGUUCUGCAGGUACAAGAAUGGCCACAUCAUGUCAGUCUCAGAACCGUUGCAACAGUCAUGCACCUGGAUAUUUGACUGGUGGACAUCCCUCAGUGGCUGAUGGUCAGGUCACUAGACUGGUCUGUUUUCAUUGGAGUUAUAGUUGCUGCAAUUGGUCAAGAUACAUCACAGUGAGAAAUUGUGGUGCUUACUACGUAUACUACAUAACUGGGACGCCUGGAUGUUCUCUUCGUUACUGCGGCACAUAUUAAUUUUGUGUAGGGCUCAGGAGUCGAAAUCACUUUGUCGCAGUUCCAAAAUUAAUAGAAAUUUUAAACAAUUUAACCAUUGAUUCCUGGAUAUCAUUACAUCUAAUUCAAAAAUCAGUUUUCAAAUAGAUAAGCAUGGGUAUUGUUUUAAGUUGAUUUUAAUUAGAAAGGGAAGAGUGAGAAGAAGUCUAGAACCGUUUAUACAAAGUUCACAUUCUCCUCUAGAAAUAAGAGAUAUAAUCAAGGUACCUCAUGGUUUCUUAAAACGAGUCUUGGCGAUAAGUAGAUAAAUAAAUGGACGAGUAAGGGACAAAAUAAUCAAAUAUUGAAUAGACUUAAUGAUGAAGUUUUGCUUUUAUCGACGAAUAAAUCAAAGCAAAAAAGAUAGAGUUUUUUCGCCAAUGAGUUUCCGUGACAAAUAAAAAUUUGCUAGGUUUGAAUUCAAGAUUUGGGUGAGAAUUUACAGUAAAACUACUUGAAUGGAUGAAGAAAAGACAAAAAAAGAAAAAAAAGAAAAAAAAGAAAAAAAACAUGUUUUAAAGAGCUUGUCGAGAGCGUGGUUCGAGGAAACAUCUGAGGAAGAUUUCCUCUCAUGGCGAUUAAAACCUAACGAGUUUUAAUGGAUGCUAAUCGGCGAGCUAACAUUAGUAUUAAAAAAAAGAAAUUCUAACUUUUCUUCUGAGAUACCUUAAGCAGAUCCGUUAAUCUUACGACUCAUUUCUUGGAUGUGGUUUUGGAUUCUUAGACCUCCUAACCUUAACUAUAUCCAGUACUCAUAUUCGACAAAAAGGAUGCUUUAAACUGUUCUUUUAUUAUACUUUGGAUCAAAUACAAAGCUAUCAAAGCAUCAGUUUCGGAAAAUCAUUCAGCUAUUCUGCGGUGUAGCAAACCUUCUAAACGAACUUAAUUUAAGAUAUAUAUAUAUAUAUGUCAAAAGGUCACUCGA
Stylophora pistillata is the source of this 1996-nucleotide messenger RNA. RefSeq lists its product as uncharacterized. Gene Ontology annotation, molecular function: protein binding; calcium ion binding; carbohydrate binding. Gene Ontology annotation, biological process: cell adhesion. Lineage: Eukaryota; Metazoa; Cnidaria; Anthozoa; Scleractinia; Pocilloporidae. The record is from RefSeq and is a predicted model, not a curated record.